GGAACAUCAAAGCAGCUAGACGUCUGGUAUUCGUAUAGAUACUACAGCUCGCGUGUAGUAAGGCGUGGAUAUCUAGAGCUGGUGGACAACGUCGCAAAUCAAGAUCAGGACGAUCAUCGCGUCACGUCUGGAUGCGAAUGAAAAGAUUCAUUGAGAGCACGACCUGUAGUUGUAGCACUCCGACCGCUGUGAAUUCGAGAAAUAAAUGCGAUCCUGCAUUUUCGGUCGUGAAGAUCGCGAAAAAAGGUCGGUUCACAAGACUCGAUGUUUCUCUGAAGCAAUUGGAAUUGACGAGGAUCUGUCAGGCGCAAGCCUGUCGAUCAACCCGAGGUAAACUUGGUCGUAAAACCUGGUAUCAGUAAAUGAAAAUUUCGGUCACCCAUAAGAAUAAGAAUCGCGGCUCGCCGCACAUGCGUUCGGUCGUGAAGACAUUUUUGUAGUUAUGCGGAAGCAAAGAUCAUGAUCAAUAACAAGCUCGGUGAAAAAUCUAAAUCUCGUGUCCGGCUUCAUGUGAUAACCGAAAGAAAAUUGUCGCCUCGUUAGAACUAGAAGCAGCUUUAUGGAGACUAAGCAGCACAACUGUAUUUUCAUUUUGAUUUACUACUGGUCGCCUUCUUCAUCUUCUCGAGCUUUAUUUCCAGUGCUUUGACUAUCGGUUACGAAGCGAACUUUCUUGAUUUCACGACCUACAUUUUGAAGCGAAACUCUUCUUCUAGUACACUUCCCCACGUACUCGUACGCCUGCUACUAGUAUUAUUUUUCAAUUCUCGCUCUCGCAUAUUUUUACUUCACAACCCAACGCCCUAUAGAAGUUCUUUGUCCUUGUCAAACUCAAAAUCUUUAAACUAACAUAAACAUUGAAAAUGAUACAGCAACGCCUCGUCCUGCUUGGAUUCAAGCUUCUCUUCGCAGCCCUUGUGCCUGACAAUUUUUACAGUAUUUUUCCCAGCACACCGAACACCACAUUCGCGGUUCACGCGCUAAAGCUGAGUCUGACCCGCGUCAGCCCAGAAGCGAUAUUGGAAGGAGAUAGACUUCCUCGCGUUUUGGAAGAAGGACCCAGAAGCGGCCGUCUCGGGUUGGGCUCUGGAGGUGGAACCGUAGUCGCCAACAAUGUUGGGGCAUUGCAAACACAAGCGCAACGGCAUUUGCAGGAGCUGCAGGAGCAGGGGCGCAUGGCUGCUACUGCGGCUCGUGUGGAUGAAGUAGGUGAAAACUACGGGGGAGAGGCAGGCGCUGUUGUUGUAGAUGAUGCGCAAGAACCACCGGGACGAGGAGAACAGCAAGGGGCCGCCCCUGUGGUACAACCGGAAAGACGCCAGCAUCAACACCGCGCCCAGUACCUCCACAACCAUGGCGAUCGUGCGGCACCGGCACCACAGAAUACUGGAGCCGUGAGGACGGCACCGGGACCAACUACCAACCAGCUGCGUUAUAACGAGGGACGCGGUGAGGAAGAGCAGGCGAGGAACGCGAGGGCAAGCCGGGAGCUGCGGGAUAUACUCGGCAUCCCCGAACAGCCUCCGCCCGUUGGAGGUUUCGGUCGUGAGCUACUACAACCGGGCGAGCGUCGUCGGGCCUCUGCUUCUCGUCAACAUGUACAGCCGGUGCACCGUGGUCGGCCAACCCCAUAAUUGAGGACUUUGAGUUACUGCAGCGGCGGGCUGCUGCUCCAGCCAGCCGCCUGAAGUUGUUGUAUGGUUACGUCGAGUCCUGCUCACUCUACAGUGCUCCUUUCUACUACGCGAUAGACAAAGAGUAAUUGAGGGGUUGACUACAACGUUAUUAUAACCAAGCAACCGACUACGUACAAAAUCAAAAAUAAUUACAGUUAUGCAAAUUUCAAAGGAGUCCGAUGCGAGUUAGUAGCUCUGGUGACAUAAUCUUCACCAUUUAUUUUUGGCCUGAAGUGAACAGUUACUGUUGACGGUUAUUUUUUGUACUCCACGAGGACCAAAAGGAGGAAGGCUGCUGAAGAUUCAAAGACAAAUAAGGUAGAGCAAAAUAAGCUUAAUAAGCCGCCGGAGCUCAACGUCGCAUGGUCGUGAAGGGUGGAUACACCACCGCCUGCUAGAAGUCAGAACGCUAAGGUAGAGUUCGCGGCGUGUUUGAGUGUGACAAGGAAGAUCCGCUACUUUUUGAUUUUUUAUUUUCCGUGGUUUGAUUUCUUGCUUGUUUUUUGAAUUUUGAAAGCCCGAAUUGAUUUUUGCCUUGUGUUCCGCGCAAGCAAGAAUUCUGUCGUGUGAACCGCGCAAGCGUAGUAGCACGAUAUAAAUCUUUGCUUUCGCUUGAGAGAUAGAA
Molecule: messenger RNA, 2301 nt
Organism: Amoebophrya sp. A120
Lineage: Eukaryota; Dinophyceae; Syndiniales; Amoebophryaceae
Source: the annotation of a GenBank genome assembly